Molecule: messenger RNA, 6578 nt
Organism: Oryzias melastigma (Indian medaka)
Lineage: Eukaryota; Metazoa; Chordata; Actinopteri; Beloniformes; Adrianichthyidae
Product: sorbin and SH3 domain-containing protein 1
Biological process (GO): cell-substrate adhesion
Cellular component (GO): cytoplasm; nucleus; cell-substrate junction
Molecular function (GO): protein binding
Source: RefSeq, a predicted model, not a curated record
GCUCCUGAAGUGAAGAGAGGCUUUCACAUGGAUGUUACACUUUGAGGGAUAUUUCACUUGGACCUGAGAAGAUUCAAAUGGAGUUUGUGAAUGUUUGUCCCUCUUUUGGGUCUCAAACCUGCAGAUGGUUUACUGUCUAAGAAACAAUUUUCUACUGGAAUUCAGAAGAGCUGUCCAGCAGAGGGCGGCCCCAGACCGAGAGUGGCCCCUGGCCCUCGAGCAGUUUGUGCGGUCAGGAUCACGCCGCUGAAGACGAUGAAAGGCUCUCCAGACCUGAUUCCUGCAGCAGGUUUGGACCCCAGCAGAGUCUGCAAAGGGAAAGGAGUCGUGACUCUGAGGGCCACGCUGGUGCACGUAGACGAUGAAGACUGCAUAACCCCAGAGCCAGGAGUCACCACACCGCCAAGCGCCUGGAGCGGUCAGGUGAAUGGAGGCGGUUCUGAAGCAGGAUUGGCUGAAGGAGCUCCUCUGCGUCUGGACAACAACGCUCUGAGCCAGCCUCAUUUGAUUGGAAGCAUCAGCAGAAAUCCAGCUUCCACAAGUUUUCCUACCCCUGUUUACCCCUCCACCAGAGCUGUGAACCCCACCCUCGUCCUGCUGCAGCACAACAGAGAGCAGCAAAAGAUUCUGUUUGGUUUGGAAGGAAUGAGUGGGAGCCCCCAGACAAAAAGGUAGACACCAGGAAGUACCGCGCCGAGCCCAGGAGCAUCUUUGAGUACGAGCCGGGGAAAUCAUCCGUGCUGAAGCUGGAGAGAACGACUCAGGAUGUAAGUCCAGAAGAUGUAGAUUUAGAGAGUGAGCCUUGGUAUAGAUUCUUUUCAGAGAUGGAGUUUGACAAAGCGAGUGCCCCCUCCUUCAGCCCCCUGGAAACAGCCUCCGACCUGCAGCCGUUCUCCUCGAACAAGUCAGCUCACAGCGAGGUGGAGAAGGACAGAGGAUCAUCCACAGGGGAGCCUGUGGCUCCAGAAUGCGACCGACAUGUUUACAAAAGUGUCCUGGAGGGCGGCGACAUUCCUUUGCAAGGUCUACGGGCUCUAAACAAACGCCAUGGCAGCUCAUCAUCCUCUAAAGUGGAUUAUAAAGGUGGGAAUGGCUAUAUAAUUUCACCCUGCUCCUCUGUAAAUAGUCGAUCGGUUCUUGCCAGUAAUGCAAUAGGUGACCAAUGUAAGAGUAAGAAGACUCUGUCUGCUGCCAAAGCCUGCAUUCCCCAAAUCCUGCCUUCUAAGUUCAAACCCAAGCUGCUGCCACCUAGUGGCGACAGCCAGGACAGCAGGACUGAAGCUGUCAGACACACCAAGGCUCACAGCUGUGAGGAUCUUUACACGGGCCGGUGUGGAACCGUCUGCGCUGCCGCAGGGGAACCGGGGAGUGAAACGGACUCAGACAAGUCUGGCUGUGGCAGUGACUGUACCGAUGGCCUCGGGAAUGACUCCCCUGCAAUCAGAAGGACCACGUCGGAGUUUUCCAGUCUGUACAGAACCAUGCAUCACAUCCAGCGGCCCAGCUCUGCAGGGUGCAGCCCCCACGGCAGCGUCCGCAGCCUGACCUCUCUGUUUGAAAAGGUCAAGGCAGAGACUGAGAGUUCAGAGGCAGAUGGCAGCGGCGGCGUUUCAAAGGACAGCGUGUCGUCACGAGUCAGCGCGUUUGAAAUGAUCAUACAGAGAUCCAGCUCGACUCCCAGCCGCUCUGCCUCCCUUCCAACCCUGCACUCCAGCCACAGUCCCAACCACAAACCUGCUGUCCUCUACAUGGGGGCUGCAGUGUCGGCUGAAGCUCUUCUAGUACCCGACACCACGUCUACAAUUGGCUGCACCCCAGAGGAGCCAGAGGAGUCAGAGGCCAAGAAACCAAGAGAAAACACAGUCCCAUCAGAGAACCACCUGACUGAGGAGGAGGCAGGAGAACUGAACGUUCAAACUGAAGCUGAAGUGGAGCAGAUCUGCAGGAAAAGUUGUCAAGACAGUGAAACAAAGAGUCCUUCAGCACAGCUUAUAGCAUCGUCUCCACACCAAAGCCAUCUCCAGCACCACCACCACCACCUCCUGCACCACCUGAACCAUCAGCUGCCCCUCAAACCGAGCAAAUGCAAAGGCUCCUGCCCUGCCUCCUACACCCGCUUCACCACCAUCCUCCGACAUGAGAGGCUGCAAGCCACAACGCAUCAGGAGAAGCCCCCCCCUUCUGAGAAGAAGGCCACUUUACCUGGAAACCUUCUGCUCAUGGGUCCUGCCCCCUUCAGACUACGAAAGAACCUGCAGUCGCACCAAACACGGAGAACGUUAGCUACCAAGGUGACCGUGAGCACCCAGAGACCCUGCACUCUGUCCACUGAGCUCAGACCUCUGAUCCCUCAGCGCCUCUCCUCCCUGGAGGUCCUGGAGAGGCUGAACAACGGAGAGGACACUGACCAUCUGAAUAACGGGCAGAACUUGGACGCCAACGGGAACCUCCUGCAGCCGCUGUCAGCUCACCGUAGAGACUCCUCCCCGGCUCACGGGGAAAACGCAGAUGAGGCUCUCAGAAAGCGUCAUGGUGACAAAGAGAAAAUUUUGGAGGAGCAGCGGCGGCUAAAGCGAGAACAGGAAGAGGCUGACACAGCAUCACGGAGACACACGGGCAUUGUCCCAACGCACCACCAGUUCAUCACCAAUGAGCGCUUCGGAGACCUGCUCAACAUCACAGAUAACACGGAGAAAAGGAAGUCUGGAAUCGAGAGAACACCAGCCAGAGCUCGCUUUGACUUCAGAGCAGAAACGUUAAAGGAAUUACCAUUUCAGAAGGGAGACAUUGUGUAUAUCAUUCGACAAGUGGAUCAGAACUGGUAUGAGGGCGAGCAUCAUGGACGAGUUGGUAUUUUCCCUCGAAGUUACGUUGAGCUGCUCCCCCCUACAGAGAAAGCACAGCCCAAGAAAAGUGCUCCAGUUCAGGUUCUGGAAUAUGGAGAGGCCAUCGCCCGCUUUAACUUUGCAGGCGACACAGUGGUGGAGAUGUCCUUCAGGAAGGGGGAGCGAAUCACGCUGAUACGCAGAGUGGACGAGAACUGGUAUGAAGGCAAGAUUUCCGGCACCAAUCGGCAAGGCAUCUUCCCCGUCACCUAUGUGGACGUGAACAAGCGGCCACGGGUUAAGAACGGCGUGGAGUACCCCGACCCCCCUGUCAGCUACUCCCCACAGCGCAGCACCAACGCCUCCCCCCAGCCUCCAAAGCUGUACCCCAAUCGUCUGACCACCUCCCCCCUGCCCCUGCCCCGCUCUGCCCGCCGCUCCGUUUCACCUGAGGUCCACGCUGUCUCCUCCGAGUGGAUCUCACUGACUGUGGGAGGUGGAAGUCCCCCUGCGGCCCCAACCCCUCCUUUGCCACCACUCCCCACUGUCUCUUACCGCUGGGGCGAAUACCUGCCCCCCCCUUUCUCUGCCAGCCCGGUGCCACUGACCACCGGCAGCCCACACUGCAUCUCCCCCAUGAUCUCACCAUCUGCCUCCCCUCUGCCCCCGCCGUACCCGCCCAGACCUAACUCUGCCACCCCCUUCCUCACGUUCACCCCACCCCAGGGGCAGGACUUGUUGUCCUGUCGCUCCCCCCAUCUGUCGCGCAGUGUGAGCCCCUCCAGCGGGCCGGUGCUGGAGGGCUGGCUGAGGGGGGAGAAGGAGCUGACAGAGGGCGAGUGCGCUGAGGGGGACAGGGGCCGAGCUGCCAAGGGAAGCAGGCAGAAUAGCCCUGCAGAGUUUGUUAAAAAUGAAGCUGACCAUGAUGGGCGGAGCUCCAGAAGCCCUGUGAUGCUUUUUGACAUUCAAGACAACAACAACGUGAACUCGUUUGCGGAGGCCGUAUGUAAUGAGAUCUUGAAUAUAGCUGAGACCUCGGUGAGGUACUGCAGCACCCUGUCCCACCCCCACAAUGACUCUGUGCACAGACUGCACCCCCACCCCAGUAAACCGUGUCUCAUCAUUUCCCAGCAACCCCAGUCCCACAGCAGCAGCCCCGAGCCCAGCCGCCUCAGCUGUGGAAUCUUCCAAGCCUUGUACAGUUACGUGCCACAGAACGAUGACGAGCUGGAGCUACAGGAAGGAGAUCUGGUCAGUGUGAUGGAGAAGUGUGACGAUGGCUGGUUUGUUGGAACAUCCAAGAGGACGAAGCAGUUUGGGACUUUUCCUGGGAAUUACGUGAAGGAAGUGAAACUGUAACUUUGGGGACUCCUCACUACCACGCGCGGCUGUUUGGAACAGGUGGAUAAACACCUGGAGAGGGGAUCCCACCGGCCUCGGGUUUGUCCGCCUGCACAUGGAAAAGACUGGGAGAGCUCACAAACCUCAGCAGCGUCUUCACACAUGACUCACUGUUUGACCGAUGUCCUCCAUCUCCAUGAAAUCUGAUGUUGCACAAACGCUGUCCACAGUUUGUCCCAGAAUACCUCAGAGUGGGUACCUGUACCUAAAGUGGACUGUGGAAGAAAGAGGAGAUUUUCUGGAUAACAAUUGAUACUUUUAAAAACUGAAGGAGUUUUUCAUAAAUGGUGAAGGUAAACCUCCCCUCAUAAAAUUUGCUUCAAAGUUCCCAUGUUUGGAUGAGCUCAUUUAGAUCUGUCAGAUGAAUGGACACCUCAGACCUGCAGGAAGUGCUCUGAUGCAACAGCUCUUCUCUGGUUUUCUGAGUCACUGUGAACUCAUCACAGCUUUCAUAACUCUGGAGCCCUGCGGUGCAUCACUGUUGCCAUAAUUUCCAUCUAAAGGUCAUCCUGCAGUUUUCUUGCAGUCCACUGCACACACAUAAACACUGAAAUGCAAGUGUUUGCUAUUUUCACCACAGCAAGCGUGUGGAGCGUGUUCCUCCUUUAGAUAUACAAACUGACAAACCUGAUUUGAUCUUUCAGGCUCCCAAAGUGUGCUGCUGACGCCUUUAGGGUAUCUGAUGGUGGCUGCUCGCUUCAGCACAGCAAGCAGGCGUGGUAGCUCUGAACUUCCUGUGUGGUUAUUCUGGAGGGUUUCAUUUACAAGAUCUUAAAGGAGACUAACCCACAAUGGCAGUUAUUUUUACUAAAAGCCAGCGAGGUGUCCUGAAAGAUUCUGAUUCUGACAUUUUAACCUGACUGACCACAUUAUGAAAAGCCUUCAAGAUUCACAUGUCACAUGUUGAGACCACAGUGUGAAUAUAAACACAGCAUGCAGGGGAAACAAACAGAGACGGACUAAUGAAAAGAGCUUGAAGAACUUCAAGAAAACAGAAGUUCUUUGAGUCCUGAAUUCAUCGGAAUGUGUCAUUGAACCUCAGUCUUCCUGCACAUCACACCCAGUAUCAGGCACCACACAUCACAUUAGAAACACCAUAUCUACUGUUUUUCUGAGCUUCUUCUUCAUCCAAACUCUUCGUGGUCGUGGUCCUCUGCUCUUUUACCUUCAGGAACCUGCAGACACUUCUCACUUCUUGUUCUGUGCUUUCUGUUUCUAAACCAAGUGUGUUUUCCAGUAAAGUCCAUUGUAGCUCUGAGAAACCCUGCAAAGCGAAUCCCAGCGUGGUGGUGAGCGCUCCCUAAAGUGUCAUCUGUUCUGAUUUGCUGAUGGUCUUUCUGGUCGGGCUCGUGUUAAACUUUCUCUGUUAGCUCAGUGUUAGCUUAUAGGCUGCUGAUCAGUCCUGUCGGGGCCUUUGUUUAGAGGCAGGUAGCCUGCAAGUUCUGUAUGAAACUAACCGUUCGCUAAAGUCUAACUCAGUACAAUCAGUGUUCCAUCAUCUCAGCAGCUCGCUGCUUCAUCAGGGUUGCAUCCUCUACAGACUACAUGUGUAAGCGAGUGUUUUCUUAGCGAAAGCUGUCAUGUGAUCCACUGUCUGUGGGUUGUUCUGCACAGCGGUCAGAGGUGUUUGGUUUCACAGCAGAAGCUUCCACAUGGUGAAACACGCUCCUCUGAAACGUCUGUUGGCCUGAACUUAAAGUUUGCAAAACUGCACAAAAAAGCUUUUAUUUGACUAAAUAUAUAUAUAUAUAUAUGAAGAGGAAAAUAACGACAUUAAUCAGAGAGAAACUCUUAUGGUUCCAUAAAACAUGAAGGGAUGAAUGUAUGAGUACAUGAAUGUGAUGCUAAUCUGUGUCAUCUAACUAACCUGCAGACUUUCAAAAGUGGCACAAGAAGGAAUGUAAAUAUGUAAAAUAGAAAAGGCCUCAGACUCGUCUCUGAGCCUGAAGGAUUUGUGGUGAAGCACAGCGUGAAGCUUUACGAAAGUCUGACACACGUCAACAUAACGCUGCCAUUUCUGAGGAUGACGAUGCCUUAUCUUACACUCAACAUUGUGCCUCAUCAUGUUUUUUUUUUCUAAAAUAUAUUCAUAGCAUUAUUUAUGUAUCAGUGUUUUAAUCCUAAUCCACAUGAUGGCAGAUUAUUGUCUGUCAGUGUUCAUGUAGCUACGAGUGUGACGCGUUGCUUCAACAUGAUGGUUCUAAAUCAUGAGGUUGGACUGAUGAGACCUUCAACCUGCAGCAGGUUUGGUUUGGUUGCUUGUCUUUGCAGUGCGGUUCCACUGAUAAUCCUAAAGAAACACUGCUGUGACUUCGCUAUUAUGCAAUAUUUAAUAAACUGUUUCAAACUCUC